Messenger RNA from Peromyscus leucopus (white-footed mouse), 2244 nucleotides. It is a transcript of the gene Cracr2b, whose product is annotated as calcium release activated channel regulator 2B. Bases 835 to 2028 code for a protein of 397 amino acids. Gene Ontology annotation, molecular function: calcium ion binding. The transcript is spliced from 10 exons. The record is from RefSeq and is a predicted model, not a curated record. Lineage: Eukaryota; Metazoa; Chordata; Mammalia; Rodentia; Cricetidae.
UGUUCCCGAGGCGCACCGCGGCUAGCCUAGACGUGCGUGGAUGAGGUUUGCCUGUGGGCCCACCCGCUGCCCUUCCUCUGGACUCCCUGGAGCCUGGCUGCAGCUCAGCUUCCGGCUGGGAUGGACCUCCGGUCCUGUGGAGCCCGGGAGCGGUUGGUGACCGUGUCUGGUUGCAGUGAGGGUAGCCAUCAAGGGGGCAAUGACUGACUCCAGGUUGCCCUGACAUGCUGCUUCCUCGUGUUUGCUUAUUGGAUUAUCGUUCCUCUCUUCCUGGAAUAUGGGUCGGGGGAAGAUAUCCCUAAGGACUGAGAAGGGAGAUAGCCGGUCUGGGUUGGUGUCACUGGGCUGUAGCUUUGGGAAACCUGGGGUUAGUACACUGUGGGACAGACAGGUGGCUCUGAGUAGAGGUGGAAUGUUCAUUCCAGGAGGUGAGAGGGAGGCCCCGGGGGAAGAGAGAAAGACCAGAGGCUGUCUUAAACCAAGAUGUGGAGGCGUUUCUUACAAAAGCUGUCCAGUGCCCAGGGCUGGGGCCUUGCACCUGCACCCUUAAGGCCUUAUUGGCAGAUGGGAGGGGCUGAUGGAGUUGACUCUCUGCUUGCCAGCUGUCAGAAGGCCAGGGUAUCACAGGCUCAGGCCUGAGGCUAAGGACUUGGUCAAAAGUGAUUCAGCCCUCUUCCUUAGGCUGUCCCAGCUUGGGAUCUCUCAAGGCCAGCAUGUGGCAGGUUCUUCACCCUCUGGCUCUCUUUCACUACACAAUCUCUCUCCUGGCUGCCAAGAGUUGGCCUCCUGUUUUUACAGUCUUCUGUACACCUACUAGAGUCAAGAUCUGCUCCUAUGGCCAGCCCUGGGCAGCCUGGGCCCGGGGAGGGCCAGGAGGAAGAGGAGACAAAGGGAGUCUCGGCCGCGGCAGGGCAUCAUCAUCGUGUAGAGGUGCUGCAGCAGGCCCAGGAGCUCUUUCUGCUGUGCGACAAGGAUGCUAAGGGCUUCAUCACUAGGCAGGACUUGCAGGGCCUACAGAGUGAUCUUCCCCUUACGCCUGAGCAGCUGGAGGCUGUAUUUGAAAGUCUGGAUCAGGCCCACACUGGCUUCCUCACAGCCCGGGAGUUCUGCCUAGGCCUGGGGAAGUUUGUGGGGGUGGAGUCGGCCCAAGGUGGGUCCUCCUUGAGGACUCCUGAGGAAACCUUUGAGUCAAGCACAGGGGGCUCUCUGGAGGAGGACGACGAUGUUGAGACAUUCUGCACUUCCUUAGAGAAGCUGGGAGUGGCCCGGGUCCUGGGCGAGCAAUGGGCUGUGAGGACACUCUGGGUCAGGCUACAGCGCGAGCGACCCGAGCUGUUGGGCUCUCUGGAGGAAGUCCUGGUGCGCGCGUCGGCCUGCCUGGAGGCGGCGGCCCGGGAGCGCGAUGGUUUGGAGCAGGCGCUGCGGCGGCGGGAGAGUGAGCACGAGAGGGAGGUGCGCGGCCUUUACGAAGAGCUGGAGCAGCAGCUGGGGGAGCAGCGGCACCGCGGGCAGAGCCAGAAACUACCCCGGGAGGAACCGAGGGGCCACCUGGAGCUGGAGCUGCAGACCCGCGAGCAGGAGCUGGAGCGGGCAGGCCUGCGGCAGCGGGAACUGGAACAGCAGCUGCAGGCCCGGACUGAAGAACAGCUAGAGGUACAGGCCCAGCACAGCCAGCUGCGCAGGGCCUAUGAGGCCAUACGGGCACAGCUGGACCAGGCGCAAGAGCAGCUCAGCCGGCUGGAGGGCGAAGCACAGGGCCGUCAGGAGCAAACCCAAAGAGAUGUGGUUGCUGUCUCCAGGAACAUGCAGAAAGAGAAACUCAGCCUCCUAAGGCAGCUGGAGCUGCUGAGGGAGCUGAAUCUGCGCCUUCGAGAUGAGAGAGAUGCCUGUGAGACUAAGCUGCUGGGCAGUAGCCACAGGAAGGCUCUAGCUAUUGGCCACAAGCCUGGGCCCACCUACUGCUGCUGCUGCUGUGGCUGGGCUCGGCCCCCCAGACGAGGCUCUGGCCAUCUUCCUAGUGCCCGGUGACCAGCCCCAAAUGACUCACUAGGCCUUCCUCACCUAGAGGAGCUACUCCUAGAAGGGGACUGGUCAUGGGUGGUGGUUGCCUGCUAAGUGUGGGGCUCUAGGCAGAAAGCAUCAUCACCUGCCGGAAGGAACUAACCUCUGAGUGGUCAAGGUCUUCAGUCUCCGUCCUGUUCUCACCUCUGUUUAGCGGACCAAUAAAGGCCACUGAGGACUGUG